AUGAAUGACGUCCGCGUGACGGGCCGCAAGCUACGCAGUAUGCGCGAGACGCCGCGUCUCGCCGCCGCCGGCGUCGCGGGUCCGCUCUUCAUCUCUGUCGGCCGUCCCGACCAGCUCAAGCAGUUCCUCGAGGUCAACCCGGAGCUCACGGGCGCAAAGGCUCUGAUCGACGACUCGCCCGACUUUGCCGGCUACAGGGCGGCCGGCUUCAACCUCAAGCUAGGGGAAAAGCAGCUCGAGAAGCCGCCGGACUUCAAGCCGCCCAAGGCCAUGGGGAUGGGCAAAUGGAUGACCUACCUCAAGAAUGUGGGCUCGCUCUCGCCCGUGCCCAAGGGCAUGAAGUUUGGCGAGUUCCCCGAGGGCGUCAAGGUGCUGGGCGGCACGUACGCGAUCGACGGCGACGAGGUGCUCUUCGCGCACAGCGACGAGGUGCCGGGCGCCACGCCCAAUAUCGAGGAGGUGCUGGCGGCAGCCGGGGCAGCCUGA
This is a messenger RNA of Emiliania huxleyi CCMP1516, 486 nucleotides long. RefSeq lists its product as hypothetical. The transcript has 2 exons. Lineage: Eukaryota; Haptophyta; Isochrysidales; Noelaerhabdaceae. The record is from RefSeq and is a predicted model, not a curated record. Bases 1 to 486 code for a protein of 161 amino acids.